Hordeum vulgare subsp. vulgare (domesticated barley) is the source of this 720-nucleotide messenger RNA. RefSeq names its product abscisic stress-ripening protein 3-like. The coding region runs from base 117 to 410 and encodes 97 amino acids. NCBI's taxonomy places the organism in Eukaryota, Viridiplantae, Streptophyta, Magnoliopsida, Poales, Poaceae. The record is from RefSeq and is a predicted model, not a curated record. The transcript is spliced from 2 exons.
GACCCAAGCACAAAGCAACAGAGAUCAGAUCAUAUAUACAACCGGCCCGUGGAGAUCACCUCACCCCAUCGCUAUUCUAUUGACUGCUGAGCUUUCUCAAAUCUAGUUCGUUGGUAAUGGGGCGCCACAGCAACACCAGCAGCAGCAGCAGUAAGACCGACGCCGGCGGUGAGCAGCACCGUAAGGAGGAGAAGCACCACAAGCACAUGGAGCAGCUCGCCCAGCUCGGCGCCGUCGCAGCCGGAGCAUACGCGCUGCACGAGAAGCAUAAGGUGAAGAAGGACCCGGAGAAUGCCCGGUCACACAGGAUCAAGGAGGAGAUCGCCGCCACGGUCGCUGUUGGCAGCGUCGGCUUCGCCUUCCACGAGCACCACAAGAAGAAAGACGCCAAGAAGCACGGCCGCCAUUGAUCUAGGCACGUACUAUAUGCCAUGUAUAGGCGGCAGCACUCUAGCUACUUAAUUAUACGGUUAUGACCUUUCCAUUAUUGUCUUGUUUCAUGGUGUAUUAUUGUUCACAAUAUAUACGUCUUUUCCGUUGUAUAUGCACUCUUGUAUUAACUACUAGAAAGUUGACGUAUCAUCGAUCAUGCACUCUUGGUGACUAUGAAGUAUGAAGGACGAUGCAUCAUCGAUCACACAUGUAUAUAUGUACCAAUGUAUGCUCGAGCAUGCCAUUUCGCUUAGUUCAUAAAUACAUUUUUCUGUGAGGCAAGUACUA